UGUCCCAGGCGGCGGCAUGGCUGGGCGGCGGGUGAAUGUGAAUGUGGGCGUGCUGGGCCACAUCGACAGCGGCAAGACGGCGCUAGCGCGGGCGCUGAGCACCACGGCUUCCACCGCCGCCUUCGACAAGCAGCCGCAGAGCCGCGAGCGCGGCAUCACGCUCGACCUGGGCUUCUCCUGCUUCUCCGUGCCCCUGCCCGCGCGCCUGCGGUCGGCGCUGCCCGCGCCUGCGGCGGCGUCCGAGGCCGGGCCCGAGCCCGCCGAGCCGCAGCUGCAGGUCACGCUGGUCGACUGCCCCGGGCACGCCUCCCUCAUCCGGACCAUCAUUGGCGGAGCCCAGAUCAUUGAUCUGAUGAUGCUGGUCAUCGAUGUGACCAAGGGGAUGCAGACCCAGUCAGCGGAGUGCCUGGUGAUCGGGCAGAUUGCCUGCCAGAAGCUGCUCGUGGUCCUGAACAAAAUAGACCUCUUAGCCGAGGGGAAGAGACAGGCAGCAAUCGAUAAAAUGACCAAGAAAAUGCAGAAGACCCUAGAGAACACCAAGUUCCGAGGGGCACCAAUUAUACCAGUGGCGGCCAAACCUGGAGGACCAGAGGCACCUGAAACAGAAGUUCCACAGGGUAUCUCGGAGCUUAUUGAGCUCCUGACGUCCCAGAUUUCCAUCCCAACGAGAGACCCGUCAGGACCGUUCCUCAUGUCUGUGGACCAUUGUUUCUCCAUCAAGGGCCAAGGCACUGUGAUGACAGGAACCAUUCUCUCAGGCUCCAUCAGCCUCGGUGACAGUGUGGAGAUUCCAGCCCUCAAGGUGGUGAAGAAGGUGAAGUCAAUGCAGAUGUUCCACAUGCCGGUCACCUCAGCCAUGCAAGGAGACCGGCUGGGCAUAUGCGUGACCCAGUUUGACCCCAAGCUGCUGGAGCGCGGGCUAGUAUGUGCCCCUGAGUCCCUGCACACCAUCCAUGCAGCCCUCAUCUCCCUGGAGAAGAUCCCGUAUUUCCGGGGGCCCCUGCAGACCAAGGCCAAGUUCCACAUCACAGUGGGCCACGAGACAGUCAUGGGCCGGCUGAUGUUCUUCAGCCCCGCCCCCGACCACUUUGACCACAAGCCCGUGCUGGACUCAUUCGACUUCUCUCGGGAGUACCUCUUCCAGGAGCAGUUCCUGUGCAAGGACUCGGCCCCCGCAGAUGGUGGCGAGGCCGACCAGCAGGCGGAUCAGGCCACCAAAGGCCACUGCCCCCAGCAGCAGUGGGCCCUCGUGGAGUUUGAGAAGCCUGUCACCUGCCCUCGGCUCUGCCUGAUGAUUGGCUCCAGGCUCGACACAGACAUUCACUCGAACACCUGCCGGCUGGCCUUCCAUGGCACCCUGCUGCACGGGCUGGAGGACAAGAACUACUCCGAGAGCGUCCUGCCCAGGCUACAGGUGUACAAGCUGAAGCACAGGCACGGCCUCGUGGAGCGGGUGAUAGAUGACUACAGCGUGAUCGGCCGCUCUCUGUUCAAAAAGGAGACCAACAUCCAGCUCUUCGUGGGACUCAAGGUACACCUGUCCACUGGAGAGCUGGGGGUCAUUGACAGUGCUUUCGGCCAGAGUGGCAAGUUCAAGGUCCACAUCCCUGGUGGCCUCAGCCCUGAGUCCAAGAAGAUCCUGGCGCCAGUCCUAAAGAAGCGGGGCCGGGCUGGCCGAGGGGAGGUGGCCAGGGAGGAGGAGGAGGGCGUGGAGCGGCCGGAGCCCUCACAGCCUGUCACACUCAGCCUGACCUUCAAGCGCUACGUCUUUGAUACCCGUAAGCGCAUGGUUCAGUCGCUCUGAGCACCAAAGCCACCUCCAGGGCCACAGUGCCAGUGCCCACCAUAAGUGCCUCUGGACCCCCGGCCUCUCCCCAUGCUUGCGAUGAGAACCCCAAGUGAGAACCAGCUCCAGCCCCAUGCAUCCUCUGCCAGGAGGCAACAUGUGUCCCUUUAGCUCCCAGCCGAGCAAGGGCUGGGCUUCUGCUGGAGGGGCUGGUGCCCAGGAAGCUGCCCUCCUGGUGGCCUUCUGUGCCCCAUCCCCACCCCACCCCACCCCCAGGUGGCUGGGCACUUAGCAGCUGCAAAUAAACGUCCUGA
This is a messenger RNA of Loxodonta africana (African savanna elephant), 2100 nucleotides long. RefSeq names its product eukaryotic elongation factor, selenocysteine-tRNA specific (gene EEFSEC). NCBI's taxonomy places the organism in Eukaryota, Metazoa, Chordata, Mammalia, Proboscidea, Elephantidae. The transcript is spliced from 7 exons. The record is from RefSeq and is a predicted model, not a curated record. Gene Ontology annotation, biological process: selenocysteine incorporation. Gene Ontology annotation, molecular function: GTPase activity; translation elongation factor activity; GTP binding. Bases 17 to 1804 code for a protein of 595 amino acids.